This is a messenger RNA of Pseudo-nitzschia multistriata, 1015 nucleotides long. NCBI's taxonomy places the organism in Eukaryota, Bacillariophyta, Bacillariophyceae, Bacillariales, Bacillariaceae. The record is from the annotation of a GenBank genome assembly.
ACUUGAGCCGAGGAGUCGAGAUCGAAUGAAASAGGGAAAGAGUUUUGGAGGUAUUUCCAAUCGCCUACAACCCAAAUUGCUACAGACUUGCUCCMCGGUACCUCGUACUACCAAGUCAAUAUAUCAGCAAUAGAAUCAUCAGUACGAUGUCGACCGUUGAAGGAUUGAAACCAUUCUUGCUCCUGGGUGGCUACAAUGCUGCCGAGCUCUGGUGGACCACCAAUUUUAUCCUUCCGACAUGGUUGCUGAUGGCGAUGGCGCCUCGAUGGAAACACAUGCCCACUCUUACRRUUGUUUCCCCGAUCUUUCACGCCGCCRUCUACUCCCUCUCGAUCAUUUCCGUGAUGCUGGAUAUGGAUUUGAACGACGAAAAUGCUCCAGACGCGACCAGUCUCCUCGGAGUUGUAACGCUGUUCAAGAAUCCCAACGUGACGUUCGCUGGCUGGGUCCAUUAUCUUGUAUUCGAUGCACUCGUCGGCCGAUGGAUUGUAUUGGAUUCCAUCGAGCGAGGAUGUAGCAUUUGGGUUCACAUUCUAGCUAUUGUUCCGAGUCUAUUUCUAACACUCAUGUGUGGUCCAGUAGGCUGGUUGCUCUACGUUGGUGUGAUCAGGACGUUCUUGCUGCCGGUGAAGGAGAACGCCGCGACCAGAGCAAAGACUGCGUAGAGCAGGCCAUUGAAUAUGUCUUUCGAAUCAGAAAUGUCCACUGUUGGAAGAGAUUUGGUAGGACGCAGUUUAUCUUUUGCUAUUUCUAAUAGAUAAUGGACAAAAGGUUACGAAUCACAGGGUGUCGAAAGUUGCUAUAUUUCUUGGAUAUGCAGAAAUUGGAGAAUGCACAAACGGCACACCACAAGUAGAAUCUUCACACGACAUCUUAAUAUAUUGCGGGGCAUUGUAUUUUCAUACUCUACGAAGGUGAAAAACCUGCGGGAUUUCGUAAUACAAUGCUUGUGUACCGCAUGCGUUCUUGAUGAGAAACGGCGAGACUCCAACCACAUAACGAAAACCUUAAAAUU